AUGUCAAUUCCAUGGUCCGAACGAGGUCGUGCAGACAAUGGCCCUCUGCUACCCACCUCGUCAACGCCAACAAUCACUGGCCCAGGCGCUGAUGGCCCCGAGUACGAUCAGCCACCAUCGCGACCGCGCCAUAACCGAACAACGUCGGCGCAUGCUCGUAGUGUCGCAGACGAGUUCUCGUUCAUGACACCAAGCGAAGCCGCCGCCCGCCUACGAACGUCAUUGACUCACGGUCUUACCCCGAACGAAGGCCUCACCAGACUCGGCAGCCAUGGUCCCAACGAGAUUCCCCAUGAGGACCCUGAGCCUCUCUGGCUGCGCUUUCUCAAGCAAUUCCAGGAGCCCCUCAUUGUGAUGCUGCUGGUGUCUGCAGGCGCAUCGCUGCUCCUGGGCAAUACCGAUGAUGCAGUUAGCAUUACCGUCGCUGUUACUAUUGUUGUCAGCGUUGGCUUCAUACAAGAAUACAGAUCUGAGAAAUCCAUUGAAGCACUGAAUCAUUUGGUCCCGAAUCACGCUCACCUUCUGCGCGGCUCGCCUCACAAGCCUUCCGCUCCGAGAGGCCCUGCGCUGCCCUCCAACAUCACAAAUGCUCAAGAUAUUGGGGAUCCUGGCACCAGAACUCCGGAAGACACCGUUCUAGAUGCCACUUCUUCCAAGGUCAUGGCCUCUCAGCUGGUGCCGGGCGACUUGGUUUUGUUCACCACUGGCGAUCGCAUUCCAGCCGACAUUCGUGUCAUCAAGGCCGCGGAUCUCACAAUUGACGCUUCUAAUCUUACUGGUGAAACUGAUCCUGUUCGACUCGGCACUGAAGCGAAGCGUCGCCACGUUAUGCCCCAAUUUGACAACGAAGCGUCCCGCUCUACGCUCGCGCCCAACUCCAGCGCCAGCAUGGAAAAUAUUGCCUACAUGGGAACCCUGGUCAAGUCUGGCCACGGCCAGGGCAUCGUUUUCGCGACUGGUGGAGCCACUCAAUUCGGUGCUAUUGCAACAAGUGUGUCUGGAACUGAAAGCCCUCGUUCGCCUUUGCAGCUUUCUAUGGAUGAUCUGGGCUCACAGCUCAGCAAGGCGUCCUUUGUUGUCAUCGGCCUCAUCUCUCUCGUCGGUUUUCUGCAGGGCAAGAAAUUCUUGGAAAUCUUUACCAUUUCCAUUUCCUUGGCUGUUGCCGCCAUUCCUGAAGGUCUGCCCAUCAUCGUCACUGUCACGCUCGCUCUCGGCGUACACCGCAUGGCAAAACACAAUGCCAUUGUGCGCCGCAUGCCCAAGGUCGAGACGCUCGGGUCCGUAAAUGUCGUCUGCACCGAUAAGACGGGCACUCUCACGACCAACCACAUGACGAUAGCUGAGAUGUGGCAUUUUGGCCGAGACGUCAUCAAUGUUGAGGAAGAAGCCGAAGCCAUGGAAUCGAGCCCCUCGCAGGCUGCCUCUAGAAUAAUGCGCAUUGCCAACAUUGCCAACGAUGCACGACUUUCGCAUAGCCAUACAGAAGGUGCCGUCCCAUCCCUGGCUGUUAUGUCGUCGACUUUGGGGGGUAGAGGUGACUCUCCCUCGUUCACAAGAUGGGUCGGUCCGCCUACCGAUGUCGCCAUGAUGGAUCUCCUGGACAGAUUCAAGGAGCAUGAUGCCCGUGAAUCUUCCGGAGCUCGUGUAAACGACAUCCCAUUCAACUCUGAGAGGAAGUGGAUGGGCGUUAUUAUCGGUAAUGAGAAGGAAUACGCUUACAUGAAAGGAUCCAUUGAAAAGGUUAUUGCAGCUUGCGAUACAUACCUUGACAAAGAUGGCCGAGAAAUUGUUCUCGACACCACUCGCCGACAAGAGGCAAUUCAGGCUGCGGAGUUGAUGGCUUCAAAAGGCCUCCGCGUGAUCGCCUUUGCUAGUGGGCCUGUAUCGCGUUCUGGCAGAUCUAACACACGAGCCAGCACGCCUGGGGCGGAAACGCCUUCUAUUCUUCCUGGGGAGGACGCCUUUAAGGGUCUGACAUUCGCUGGACUUGUUGGCAUGAGCGAUCCCCCUAGGCCUGGUGUCGGCAAAUCCAUUCGACGAUUGAUGCGCGGAGGUGUCAGGGUUAUUAUGAUUACUGGAGAUGCGGAAGCGACAGCUCUUGCUAUUGGCAAGCAGCUGGGUAUGAAUAUCGCUAGUGCCAGCUCGUAUGCCGCCGGACAAACUACCGUCAAGCCAGUGCUGCUAGGCGACGACAUCGACAAAAUGUCUGAUGAAGCCCUUGCGGAUGCCAUACAGCACACCACCAUCUGUGCUCGAACGACCCCCGAUCACAAGCUCAAGAUCAUUCGUGCUCUGCAAUCUCGCGGCGAUAUUGUCGCCAUGACUGGUGACGGCGUCAAUGAUGCGCCUGCGCUGAAGAAGGCCGACAUCGGCAUUUCCAUGGGUCGCCAUGGCACUGAUGUCGCCAAGGAGGCUUCCGAUAUGAUUCUCACUGAUGACGACUUCUCGACCAUUCUUCACGCUAUCGAGGAAGGCAAGGGUAUCUUUAACAACAUUCAAAACUUUCUAAGAUUCCAGCUUUCCACCAGUGCUGCUGGGUUGUCGCUGGUGUUUCUCUGCACCUUGCUCGGCUUCAAGAAUCCGCUUAAUCCAAUGCAGAUUCUCUGGAUCAACAUCAUCAUGGAUGGUCCUCCCGCUCAAUCUCUUGGCGUGGAAGCUGUUGACCCAGAUGUCAUGAACAAGCCCCCUCGUAAACGAAAUGAUCCUGUGCUGACACGCGGUGUCAUAACACGCGUAUUCAUAUCCGCUUUCAUCAUCAUGGUUGGAACCAUGUUGAUAUAUAGCCACGAGAUGCUUGCCGACGGCGAGGUCACGCGACGUGAUACGACCAUGACCUUUACCUGCUUCGUUCUGUUCGAUAUGUUCAACGCCUUGAGCUGCCGGUCCGAAAGCAAGUCUAUUCUCCGCGGCGAAGUUGGCCUAUUCUCCAACAACCUCUUCAACUGGGCCGUGUCUCUGAGCAUUGUGGGCCAGAUUCUUGUUAUAUAUUUGCCAGCUCUCCAGGAGGUGUUCCAGACAGUGCCUCUGACGUUUGGCGAUCUCUUCCGUUUAACGAUUCUCUGUAGCACAGUUUUUUGGGCUGACGAGCUGAGAAAGUAUUUGAAGUACGGCCAACGGCGUUUGGUCAGCGGUUAUAGCCAAGCUGUAUAG
Messenger RNA from Akanthomyces muscarius, 3150 nucleotides. RefSeq lists its product as uncharacterized. Gene Ontology annotation, biological process: intracellular calcium ion homeostasis; calcium ion transmembrane transport; manganese ion transport. Gene Ontology annotation, molecular function: ATP binding; P-type calcium transporter activity; ATP hydrolysis activity. The transcript has 3 exons. Gene Ontology annotation, cellular component: plasma membrane; Golgi membrane; endoplasmic reticulum. The record is from RefSeq and is a predicted model, not a curated record. NCBI's taxonomy places the organism in Eukaryota, Fungi, Ascomycota, Sordariomycetes, Hypocreales, Cordycipitaceae. Bases 1 to 3150 code for a protein of 1049 amino acids.